Molecule: messenger RNA, 1942 nt
Organism: Cephus cinctus (wheat stem sawfly)
Lineage: Eukaryota; Metazoa; Arthropoda; Insecta; Hymenoptera; Cephidae
Product: extensin
Exons: 2
Source: RefSeq, a predicted model, not a curated record
UUAUCCCUAGGUAUACUUAACCGCGAUCGCGUGUAUCCUCGUACUUCUCUUCUUCUUGUAGGUGCACAUGCCGUUUGCCGAGUAUCAAUGCAAAAGAAAUAUAUUUCGAUGUACCCGACAGUCAAGCGCGAUAGCCGCCAUCUUGAUGCAGUCGUAUAGAUACGCAGUUAGAAAUAUCCAAUGUCCACGAGUUGCAAUUGCAACUUCAUUGCUACCAUCGGCAGAAAGUCACGUACCGGGAAACACGUUUAUUCGUUGUACUUUACCCCUGAACUUGAAGUUGCGUGUUCCCUUUGGGAAUUCAAAUAUAUUUCUAGACUUCUAGACAUAGAUUGGAGACUGGUGGUGCAAACUGUACGCGUGGUAGUCCGUGCAGAGUAAUGGCCUUCCUUUCUGCACGAUUUGUAACGUAGGCAAUGAAUCUGGCGAAAAGUGCAUUUGGAGGAAAUGCACCGUGAAAUCAAUUGUUUUUCCUAGAUAGAGUGUUCCUUGCACGAAAAUUUCAUUGCAGUUUAUUGGGACUUCACGAAGAGACAUGUAACAUGGUUACCUCACGGCAGGCAGUCCUGUGGCUGGAUAGAAUGCACUAGGUAAAGUUCUGUCACCACCAAUUCUCUGGAGAAUUGCAGGAGGAUGACUUGAUGCAAUCAGUGAAAUUGUACAGUAUUCUUGGGUAAUACUGAGUCAAGUCUGGCGGCUUGAUAAUAAGAAUUAAUGGAAUGCCAUUAGGCGUGCGGUUUUCAGGAGAGUUGAUGAAAAGUGAAAAACUGGUAUAAAAGCAACGUCAACAUGGUGGCCCUACGUUAUACACGAGGAUAUUAUGCAGCCAUUGCAAUGGUUGGAGGCGCUAAUAUUGAUCAACUGUGCCACUGGACUUUCGUUACGUGUCGUGAGGCAGGCUGGAUACUUUUACGACAAGCCAAAGGUUGCCUUUUCAUUGCCAGCUCCAAAGCGACAGGAAAAUGUGAUUGUGACGUCACCUAAUUACGCAGCUUCAGCUUAUGCUAGUUCUGCAUCUACCGGUACAGCUGCGUCCUCUGCGGCGACUGGUUAUCCCAGUUAUAAUUCCCGUUCACAAUCAGCACCUCCUGCUGGAACUUAUCCCAAUUAUAAUUAUCCUGCUCCCAGUUAUAAUUAUCCAGCACCAGCUCCGCCACCUCCAUCAUCUUCACCACCACCGCAGCCGCCAUUACAAGGAGGAUAUCCUAGCUAUAGCUAUUCUGCUCCUACUCCAACGCCUGCCCCACAACCUCCACCACAAGUCAGUUAUCCCAGUUAUAACUAUCCCGUACCCCAACCCCUCCAGCCACAACCACCACCGGUUAGUUAUCCUAGUUAUAAUUAUCCAGCACCAGCCCCGCCACCACGGCCACCUCCACCACCGCCACCUCCAUCACCUCGACCUCCAUCACCUCCACCACCACCGCAGCCUCCACCAUUACAAAGAGGAUAUCCUACCUAUAGCUAUUCUACUUCUACUCCAACACCUACUCCACAAGUCAGUUAUCCUAGUUAUAAUUAUCCCGCACCUCAACUGCCGCAAUCUCAGCCACCAUCAGUUCGUUAUCCUAGUUAUAAUUAUCCAGCACCAGCUCCGCCACCACCGCCACCUCCAUCGCCUCCACCACUACCGCAGCCGCCGCCAUCACAAGGAGGAUAUCCUACCUAUACCUAUUCUACUCCUACUCCAACACCUACUCCACAAGUCAGUUAUCCUAGUUAUAAUUAUCCUGCACCUCAACCGCCGCAACCACAGCCACCACCGGUUCGUUAUCCUAGUUAUAAUUAUCCUGCACCUACAAGAACACGCCUACCGCCGCAACCGUCACCAUCGACGACGCCGGAAUCACUGUAUUUACCUCCGUCACCAUCCACACCGCUUCCUCCUCCACCACCUCCUUCUCCACCUCCACCACCUCCUCCUCCUCCUCCGCCACCACCG